Molecule: messenger RNA, 171 nt
Organism: Scutellospora calospora
Lineage: Eukaryota; Fungi; Glomeromycota; Glomeromycetes; Diversisporales; Gigasporaceae
Source: the annotation of a GenBank genome assembly
CUAAAACUACUACAGAAACUGACUCAGAAAAUAUAACAAAAGAAGCUAACAAAUAUUAUCUAACAAAAAUAGUUAAGAACUCAUACUCAGAAAAAGAUAACAACAUGAAGAAGAUUACCUUUAAUAUUGUAACUUCUAAGAAAUAUAAAAAGAAAAAUAGCUUAAAAGAUG